AUGGGCGCCCCUGCGAGCCCCGCCCCCCCCAGCACCGCUGCCCCCGGACCCCUGCCGGGGGGGGCGGCCGGGACCACAGCCUCAGCACCCAGGAGGAAGCUGGUUCGGGUUAAAGUGGUGAGGAAGAAGGUGCUGAAGAAGAAGGUGCUGAAGAAGAGGCCGAAGGCUCCAGCCAAGGACACGGCUGCUCCACAGGAGCAUGGCUGUCCCCCCCUGGGGCUGGAGUCUCUCCGGGUGCAGGACUCACAGCUCCGCGCCUCCAGCCACAAGCGGUACGGGCUGGGAGCACACCGCGGCCGCCUCAACAUACAGUCAGGGCUCUACGAUGGUGACUUCUACGACGGGGGCUGGUGCGCGGGGCAGGAGGAUGUGGGGCAGUGGCUGGAGGUGGAUGCUCGAGGCCUCACCAACUUCACCGGAGUCAUCACCCAGGGCCUCAACUCCAUAUGGACGUACGAUUGGGUGACAUCCUACAAGGUGCAGGUCAGCAACGACACCCACACGUGGCACCCGUGCCGCAACGGCACCGAGGAGGCGGUGUUCCCCGGUAACCAGGACCCCGAGACUCCGGUGCUGAACCUGCUGCCGCAGCCGGUUGUAGCUCGGUACCUGCGCAUCAACCCACAGUCCUGGUUCCCCAACGGCACCGUCUGCCUGCGGGCAGAGGUGCUGGGCUGCCCCCUGCCCGACCCCAACCGCCCCCCCCGGCAGCCCCUGCCCACUGCCGGCCUCGACUUCCGUCACCACAACCACACGGAGAUGAGAAAGCUGAUGAAGAGGGUGAACGAUGAGUGCCCCAACAUCACCCGGGUCUACAGCAUCGGGAGGAGCUACCUGGGGCUCAAGAUGUAUGUGAUGGAGAUCUCGGAUAACCCUGGGAUGCAUGAAGUGGGAGAGCCGGAGUUCCGCUACGUGGCCGGGAUGCACGGGAACGAGGUUCUGGGCCGGGAGCUGCUGCUCAACCUCAUGGAAUACCUGUGCCGGGAGUUCCGUGCCGGCAACCCGCGUGUGGUGCAGCUGGUGACACAGACCCGCAUCCACCUCCUGCCCUCCAUGAACCCCGAUGGAUAUGAGACUGCCUACAAGCUGGGUUCAGAGCUGUCGGGAUGGGCCAUGGGACGCUGGACCUAUGAGGGCAUCGACCUCAACCAUAACUUCGCCGACCUCAACACGGCUCUAUGGGAUGCGGAGGACAAUGAUUUGGUGCCACAUGAGUUCCCCAAUCACUACAUCCCCAUCCCGGAGUACUACACCUUCGCCAAUGCCACGGUGGCACCGGAGACGCGCGCGGUGAUCGCCUGGAUGCAGCGGUUCCCGUUCGUGCUGAGCGCCAACCUGCACGGCGGUGAGCUGGUUGUCACCUACCCCUUCGACAUGACCCGCACCUACUGGAAGGCGCGGGAGCCGACCCCCACCGCCGACGACGGCGUGUUCCGGUGGCUGGCCGCGGUGUACGCCACCUCCAACCGCGCCAUGGCCAGCGAGCAGCGCCGCCUGUGCCACCACGAGGACUUCACCCGCUACGGCAACGUCAUCAACGGCGCCGACUGGCACACGGUGCCCGGCAGUAUGAAUGACUUCAGUUACCUGCACACCAACUGCUUUGAGAUCACCGUGGAGCUGUCGUGUGAUAAGUUCCCACAUGCAUCUGAGCUGCCGGCAGAGUGGGAGAACAACCGGGAAUCACUGCUGCUGUACAUGGAGCAGGUUCACCGUGGGAUUAAGGGGGUGGUCCGGGAUGGAGACACGGAGGAGGGGAUUGCCAACGCCAUCAUCUCUGUGGAUGGCAUCAACCACGAUGUCCGGACGGCCUCGCACGGUGACUACUGGCGGCUGUUGAACCCUGGCGAGUACGAGGUGACCGCACGGGCCGAGGGCUACGGGGCAGCCACGCGGCGGUGCCGGGUGCCCUUCGAGAACGUUCCCACCCCCUGCGGCUUCCGCCUGUACCGGACACGGCCCCCGGGGCGGGGGAGGCACCGUCUGCCCCCGGACCCCCCCCUGCGGCUGCAGCGGCAGCGCCUGCGCCGUCUGCGUGCGCACCGUCGGGCACCGUGAACGGGGGACCGGGGGGGGACCGGGACCGGGAGCGGCG
This is a messenger RNA of Melopsittacus undulatus (budgerigar), 2095 nucleotides long. It is a transcript of the gene CPXM1, whose product is annotated as carboxypeptidase X, M14 family member 1. The record is from RefSeq and is a predicted model, not a curated record. The coding region runs from base 1 to 2058 and encodes 685 amino acids. The transcript is spliced from 14 exons. Gene Ontology annotation, molecular function: metallocarboxypeptidase activity; zinc ion binding. Gene Ontology annotation, biological process: peptide metabolic process; protein processing. NCBI's taxonomy places the organism in Eukaryota, Metazoa, Chordata, Aves, Psittaciformes, Psittaculidae.